AUGAUAAAAUCAAGUUCACAGAUUUUAAAUGAGACUCUCGACGCACAUGAUAUCACUCACUUAGUCAGAAUACUGGAAGACCCGCUGUCCUUGUCUUCAGAAUGGGAACCAGAUCUCAAUGACGUUUGUCAUUUUAACCUAUUGGCGAAUAAUGAAGACACUAAUUCAGAAAUAGAACAAAAUUCUGAUAGUGAGUUGGAAGAAGAGUUUACACCUCUUCUUGAACCGUGGCCCAAGAGAAUCCAACGUCUUGAGGAGCUUCGACAUAAAAUUGAACUGAAUAUGAGAAAAGAGAGUGAACGACAGGAAAAAUACCACGGGGUCAAUCAUGAAAUCCCGGAGGUUUCUGUCGGAGAUCUAGUCUACUACCCAAAUAGGAAGUUGAGCAACAAGGCCGCGGGCUAUAGCGCGAGUCUUGGAGUUAAAUACUUGGGUCCCGUGAUGGUGUCUAAAAUUAUAAGCCCGUUAGUUGUAGAAUUAAAAAAUGAUAAGGGAAAAGUUUUGGGACAACAUUAUGUUCCGGAUUUAAAGAUUCCUAGGCUUAUGAAGAGGAGAAGAGUAGAGUUUUAUGUCCGUGGUACGCGCCCGGAUGAGGAUGUGGUGGCAGGAAUAAACGUUGGCGGAGAGACCGCGAAUACUACUUCAGUAGCUGUUCAAUGUAGUCUCCAGGCGGAAGAUCGAGUUGAUCAGAAAUUAACAGCUCGAGAGUCAGCUCUCACACGUCUUGGUCCAGUACCAACACCUGGACUUUCAACUGUGGCAACUGAGAACCCCUCGGUGGUUAACCCAGUGGGAGUUGUCGAUAUGGUUUCUUCGAUGGAGGUUGAUUCUGCUGGUUUUGCCAGACCUUUUGUAUUCGCUCGAGUUGGAGACAACAGUCGCAAGACCGUUCAGAAUUGUCUCUCCAAGAGGUCAAAGUGGCACGGCCUGACUCCUAAUCAGUCCAGGAUGGCGAGGCGUCGCCUCAGUCUAAAUAAGGCUCUAGAGAACCCGGAGACCAAGGAGUCUACAUUGUGGGAGCUGUGGCUUAAGGCAGCUACCCGAGAAGAAAGGGACCUUUAUGGUAAGCCGACACAUUUGGGGCCUAUGAUGUUCGGUGCUAGUUCAGGAUGCCAGGAAGUGGGGUCGGAGACACUUCCCAAGUCUAGUGAAGCAUCAGCCCAGGUUACACAUUCUCAACCUAUGGGUUCUCCUCCAGCUGUGCCAGCGAAGGCGAGUUCGUUAUGGGAAACGGCAUCGACAGAAUUCUCUGUUCCUAAAAGACUGUACUUAAGUCGAGUGGGGGAAGAUUCGGAGCAGAUGAAGCUUGCCACGAAGUCAUCGCAAGAUACUAACCGGGAGGUUAGUCAGGAAGCAUCUAAAGGGGCUAUACCCCGAACCAGGUUGGCGUCAGUAGUGGUCUCGGUGCAGAAGGAGCGUCAGGUCCGCUCGGUGGUGUUCAAGAAACCACGGGAGUCUACUUCUACAGUUACUUCAGGAAGUUGGGCAGCUUCAACAGCUGGUGCUAGUGCACUUAAGUCUAAGACGUCAGAGGCUAGACCUGUUGCGCUCAGAUUGGGUCCGCCUCCUGUUCCUGCUUUUCCAUCUGGCUCGCUUUCUGGUGGUGAUGCUAGUUAUCUGUUGGGUCCAGGACCUAUGCUUCCAGCGUUUGCUGAUUAUCGAGCGAGUUUAGCAGCAGCUGUUAGCGCCAGUACAUCUCAGGGAGGGCGAGGAAUUCCCCGGAUUCAGUGCUCUGAGCCUCCACGGUUGGGGAAUGCUCUUCCUGUAAAAAGGAGCAAGAAGAAGAAGAAGAGGAAGGAUGGGGUACGUGGCAUGGAUUGGGGUAAUGCCGAGUUUGUCUGCGCUGGUGAUCCGAUUUCGGAAGACUCUGGUAUGGAGCUGGAUCCUUAUGAUGACCGGGACAAGACUGAUGACGACGAUGUCUUGCAAAUUAAUUAUGAUGAAGAUCUGUAG
Messenger RNA from Cotesia congregata, 1953 nucleotides. The record is from the annotation of a GenBank genome assembly. Lineage: Eukaryota; Metazoa; Arthropoda; Insecta; Hymenoptera; Braconidae.